AUGGGUCAAGUACAAGAAGAAACCAUCCGAGCAGUAUCAGCGGCACUGGCAGAUGCAGAUGGAGACCUUCUGUCUGUCAUCAAUGCCAAACAGGAGCAGUGGGAGGCUGAGCUUGCCGCUGCAAAAAACACGGCGAGAAGUCUUCUCGGCAACGUCCUAAACGAACGAGAGUCCCUCAGAACAGCCUUGGCGACUGCUUCCGAAAUUUGGGGAACAUUAAAACCAAGAAACGUACUUGAACGUCAUGGCAAAGGAUCCCCAGCUCGCACAGAGAUCGCAACCGGCGUUUUGGCGGACACUAAACAGAUAGAAAACGUACAGUCUCUGCAAAAUGUUGCGCACACGAUAUAUUAUCUUGAGUUCAUUAUGGGAGCGCCAGGUGCGGUGCAGCGAACACGCAAAUUUAUAGCGAAGCUUGUUGAUGAUGGUGUCGACAAAGUUGUCCCUGGCAACGCUGCCAUGCUCGUUGAAGCCCAUGCCAUUCUAACAGCUGUUGAACGCCUACGAGACCUGAUUUUAUUGGAGACCCCUGCGAUUGACGUCACAGAUUCACCACUAUCGUGGUUUGCCGAUGCCACUCAAACUCGAGGGACCCUUGAAGAUUUCGUUAUUCGUGAUAUUUUCUCGAACGUCAUCGUUGUGUCUCAGAGCAAUCCUCGGCUCUUAGUUGCAGCAGGUCGUAUAAUAGAAAGCGAGGAAGCUGAAGACGUGUGGUGGAACAAACAUUUAGAGCGUUGCGGGCUUACUGAAGAGGGCGGGGCUGUCCGGCCUUUUGGGGCACAGAAUUACAGGAAUCGUGCUUUAGAAUCAGUAAUGACCUCUAUCCGCGAUAUAUUUUACAAGAAGAAACGGGAGCUAGGCUUGGAUGACUUGGAGAAAGAAAUGAAUCGGGACCGAAGUAGAAGUCAACCGUCACCGCGAGGAAGACUUGUAGAUGUUUCAGGAGUCUUGAACUGGAUUGAGGAAAGGAGAUCAGAGAAUGAAACGGUCCGGCGAUUCGUUGUUCCAUGCUUGCCUCCGUCUUUUUGCAUAUCAUCCUCAUACGAAAAAGAGCUGCACCGCCAGUUCAUGAGGUUGAUCACACAGUUGCUCCAUUUGGUACACCCAGACGGCUCCAUGAUGCUUUCGGAAUCAGAUUUAAUUGCGUUGACAUCUUGGUACUGCAAGUAUCGGACGGAAGUCGGAGAGCAUGAGGAAACGAUUGACUCUUUUCUCAGCGACGAUGACAGACGCAGACUUAUCUUCGCGCUCCAAAAGCAUUGUGCUGGACGGAUAUCAACCAAAAUGAAGUUCGCUAUGGCCGCAAAUCGGAACGCGUCACGUGAGGGGGAUAUCGACAAUGCCUUGCGAAAUGGAUCUGACGGAGAUACUGCAGGGAAAUCAAACUCAACUCUCCCCGAUAUCGUCCUAAGUUCGAUAAAUGAGCAGGUUAGAAGAAUGCUCGCGUUGAAGAUCAAGGGCAUGGAUCAAGCAAUUGCCGAGAUAUCAGCUGAUUGUCUCAUAGCGUUUCAACGUGAAGUGCGGUCGGCAAUGUCAGAUGAAGCCUUAGAGUCUACAGAGGAGGAAUACCGCCUCAGUGCCUGCGCUACUGCGAACAAUAUGGCAAGAUGUCUCGAGUAUUCAGAGGAUAUCAGAGACCUCUUCGUUCCGCUUGCUACAGAGAGGGGUCGGCGUAAUAUCGAGGAGAGGAUGGAGCGCGUAAUUGAGGGCUUUCGCUCAUGUGCCUCAUCGGCACUACUAGUGCUCAUAGAUGGAAUGGAUUCGUCCCUAAGGUCGCAUGUGGCACGCCUUUAUGCACCCCAAACCGGCACAGAAAUCAUGCUUGACAUCAUUGCCACGAUGGAAGAUUAUUUCUCAGAAUAUCAAGGAUUCUUGCUGCCGUAUCACUUUGAGCAUCUUGCUAUCGAGAGCCUUAAGCGCGUAAUUGUCUGGUACCUCGCCCCGUUCUUGCUUGCCGUGCAGAACACUUCGGAGAGCGCUGCGAGGCGGUUCACGUCGCUCCCUACAUUCGGAGAGAUGAACACGAUGACGCCGGUCAUACCGAAGGAAACAGGCGACAGAGGGUCGGCUGGUAGAGCACCUGCAACUCGUGGUUCCGACACGACGAUUGUGAGUGGGUUACGGUCUUUGAGUGGGGCUGCGGUUGUGGCCCAAAUAGACAAAGAUCGAACCAACCUGAGUGAAUUCAUGUCAAGGAAAGUUGUCAUGUACCAAAAAAAGCAAUUACCACCUACACUGGAACCGAUGCAAGCGAUAAGGUCCCUAUAUACAUGUCCAUCAACUACUUUCGGGAUGUCUGAUGCUUUUCGCGAAGCGCGAAUUGUCAUCAGCAGAGCCAUGCGUCCACAAUGGGUAUCGCGGUGUGGUUUGUCUGGGCAAAUGACCUUCCGCGUUGCCGAAGUGAUCUGGGAGAGAAGGGAAGAUGUAAACCCUGUCGUACUUCUUGAGGCUGUGAGCCUUAUACGUUCACUGGGAGACAAGCCAGACCGCCUAAGCCCUCGGGAGAGCCGAAUGUCCAGUUUUGACGAAGGCCACUUUCUCAGAUCCAGGCAUAGAGACUUGCGCGGACCAUUCUCAGAGCGUUUACUCGGUAACGGUCUGAAUUUCGAGCGAACGCCAUCACCGUCAUUACUAUGGGCCCCAUCGACCUCCAGGUCAUGGAGAUCCCGCCGGCGAUAGCUGCAAGAGCCUUCCGCUUUUUUCUCGUUUCAAUCAGGUGACACCACCAUUUUUGGAUCAUGUCUUACUGCAGCGCUGACGGCAGUUGUCGCAUGUGCAUUUGCUUCCGCGCUUCGCAAAACUGAAGAGUUCAUACUAUUGAUCGGUAGUCGGGAGAAGGACCAAGCUGGGUGUUCUUCAAGACCUUGCAGCGCUACGGGUGUUUGUUGAUACUAUUUUUCAGCUUUCGAGUAUGGCUAACAUAGUUGUGCACAUAAGAUCAGAGACCAAGACAUCAGUGAUGAAUCAUACGGAGGAGACAGAGUACGUGGACCAGACAGUGGCUGACGAAGACGGUGCUCGUACAGUACACCGACUUGACCUCAAAGGAAAGCAUUUUCAGUGUGUUUCCUUUGUCUGCGAGUUUCGCGCCCUUUUUUAAAUUUUGAAAGAAAACAA
Chondrus crispus (carragheen) is the source of this 3117-nucleotide messenger RNA. RefSeq lists its product as hypothetical. The coding region runs from base 1 to 2679 and encodes 892 amino acids. The record is from RefSeq and is a predicted model, not a curated record. NCBI's taxonomy places the organism in Eukaryota, Rhodophyta, Florideophyceae, Gigartinales, Gigartinaceae. Gene Ontology annotation, cellular component: exocyst. Gene Ontology annotation, biological process: exocytosis; exocyst localization. Gene Ontology annotation, molecular function: SNARE binding. The transcript has 2 exons.